AAAAAACAAAUUAUCAAUUUGAUCAUUUUGCUGUGGUUAAGGCAAAUACUUCCUAUUUUCCUCUUCUGAAAUAGCAUACAGACAAAUGCAUGUUGUUUGAGUUCUAUUCAUUUGAGUAUUGUUUGCUGAUACUCUACACAAAUGAACUGUAUUGUUUUUUUUCUAUGAUGUCUCCUUGAUGUUGUUUAAAUGUAUGGUUGUGUUAGGGGCUUACUAAUAAAUGUCUAUGUGUGUUUCUUUGCAGAGAUCACUGUUUUACUGUAUGGAAAUAAUGAAGGGUAUUUUUCUUCUGGUAAUGUUGGCUGUUUGUCAGACAGACCAAGCUCCAGAGUCAGGCAACGAUGACAAUAGUGUAUUUGAUCUCUUUGAGUUGACUGGGUUUACCCGUAAAGCUGGCUCCCGCAAGCCUGAAGGAGUUCAUCUAGUUAAGGGUCCUGAUCCAUCUAGCCCAGCCUAUAGAAUUGAAAAUGCAGAUAAGAUCCCACCAGUUCCAGAAGAUAAAUUUCAGGAUUUGGUUGAUGCUGUCCAUGCUGAGCGAGGUUUUAUUUUGCUGGCUACUUUGCGCCAAGUAAAAAAGACUCGAGGCACACUUCUGUCAAUAGAAAGGAAGGAUGGAUCUGGGCAUAUAUUCAGUCUUGUGUCCAAUGGCCGUGCUGGGACUCUUGACUUGAGUCUGAGUGGUGAAGGCACACAACAAGUGGUUUCAGUUGAAGAAGCUCUACUCGCCACUGGUCACUGGAAGAACAUCACACUUUUUGUACAAGAAGAUCGGGCUCAGCUCUAUGUAGGAUGUGAUAAGAUGGAAAAUGCUGAACUGGAUGUCCCAAUCCACAAUAUUUUCAGUGGAGAUCUGGCAAGCACUGCUCAACUUAGAGUAGCAAAAGGAGGUGUGAAAGACAACUUUCAGGGAGUUCUACAGAACCUGCGCUUUGUGUUUGGAACGACAUUAGAGGCUAUUCUUAGAAACAAAGGCUGCUCCAGCUUGUCAAACUCAGUAAUCACUUUGGACAACCCAGUCAAUGGCUCAAGUCCAGCAAUCCGCACCAAUUACAUUGGACAUAAAACAAAAGACCUUCAUGCUGUUUGCGGUAUUUCAUGUGACGAUCUUUCCAGUAUGUUUCUGGAAUUAAAGGGUCUACGGACAGUUAUCACAACUCUUCAGGACAAGGUCCGCAAAGUGACUGAAGAAAAUGAGCUUAUUGCUAAAGUGGCUCAGCUCACACCUGGUGUAUGUAUUCAUAAUGGCGUCAUGUAUAAAAACAGAGAAGAGUGGACCAUUGACAGCUGCACUGAAUGCACAUGUCAGAACUCCGCAACCAUUUGUGUUAAGGUCUCAUGUCCUCUAGUCCCCUGCACCAAUGCCACAAUUCCAGAUGGAGAAUGCUGCCCUAGAUGUUGGCCAAGCGACUCUGCUGAUGAUGGUUGGUCUCCAUGGUCUGAAUGGACACCUUGCUCUGUGACAUGCGGUCACGGCGUCCAGCAAAGAGGUCGAUCCUGUGACAGCCUUAACAACAGAUGUGAAGGAUCAUCUGUUCAGACAAGGUCUUGUCACAUCCAGGAGUGCGAUAAGAGAUUUAAGCAAGAUGGUGGAUGGAGCCAUUGGUCUCCUUGGUCAUCUUGUUCAGUUACUUGUGGAGUUGGUCAGAUCACAAGGAUCCGUCUUUGCAACUCACCUGUCCCUCAGCUAAAUGGAAAACAAUGUGAAGGAAAUGGACGGGAAAACCAGCCCUGCCAGAAAGACCCUUGCCCAAUUAAUGGUCAGUGGGGACCUUGGUCACUAUGGGGCACGUGCAGUUUGACUUGCGGAGGUGGCGUUCAGAAACGGGAACGUCUUUGUAACAACCCUGAGCCCCAGCAUGGUGGCAAAGAAUGUUUAGGAGAUGCUGCUGAUAGUCAGAUGUGCAACAAGCAGGACUGCCCAAUAGAUGGGUGUCUUUCUAAUCCUUGCUUUGCUGGAGUUCAAUGCACAAGCUUCCCUGAUGGAUCCUGGAUUUGUGGUGUCUGCCCCACAGGCUACAGAGGAAAUGGAACUCACUGUACAGAUAUAGAUGAGUGUAAAGAAGUACCCGAUGCAUGCUUUACGCUUAACGGAGUGCACAGAUGUGAGAACACAGAACCAGGAUACAACUGUCUCCCCUGUCCCCCACGCUACACAGGAACGCAGCCUUUUGGAAAGAGUAUUGAAGAUGCUACAGCAAACAAACAGGUUUGCAAACCACGUAACCCAUGCACGGAUGGAACACACAACUGCAACAAGAAUGCAAGAUGUAUCUACUUAGGCCACUACACCGAUCCAAUGUUCCGCUGUGAGUGCAGACCAGGAUAUGCUGGAAAUGGCAUAAUCUGUGGAGAAGACACAGAUUUGGAUGGAUGGCCAAAUGAAAACCUCAUAUGUGUUGAUAAUGCUACUUACCACUGCAAUAAGGAUAAUUGCCCAAACCUUCCCAACUCUGGCCAGGAAGAUUAUGAUAAGGAUGGAAUUGGAGAUGCGUGCGAUAAUGAUGAUGAUAAUGAUGGAAUUCCAGAUGAUCGGGACAACUGUCAACUGAUAUACAAUCCUGCCCAGUAUGACUAUGACCGUGAUGACGUGGGAGAUCGUUGUGAUAAUUGCCCAUACAACCACAACCCAGACCAAGCUGACACAGAUAAAAAUGGAGAAGGAGAUGCCUGUGCUGUGGAUAUCGAUGGAGAUGGUAUCCUCAAUGAGAAAGACAACUGUCCCUAUGUGUAUAAUGUAGACCAGAGGGACACUGAUAAGGAUGGAGUUGGAGAUCAAUGUGACAACUGUCCAAUGGAGCACAAUCCAGAGCAGACUGACUCUGAUUCAGAUCUUAUUGGGGAUAAAUGUGACAGCAACCAGGACAUUGAUGAAGAUGGGCAUCAGAACAACCUGGACAACUGCCCAUAUGUCCCCAAUGCUAACCAGGCAGAUCAUGAUAAGGAUGGCAAGGGGGAUGCCUGUGACCAUGAUGAUGACAAUGAUGGAGUCCCCGACGACAAAGAUAAUUGUAGGCUAGUUCCUAACCCCGAUCAGCAAGAUACUAAUGGUGAUGGGCGUGGAGAUGCUUGCCAGACAGACUUUGAUGAUGAUAAAAUACCCGACUCUGAGGAUGCUUGCCCAGAAAAUGUGGGCAUUAGCACAACCGAUUUCCGUAAAUUCCAAAUGGUGCCUCUGGAUCCUAAAGGAACAUCACAAAUUGAUCCUAACUGGGUUGUCAGACACCAGGGCAAAGAGCUGGUACAGACUGUUAACUGUGACCCUGGACUUGCUAUUGGUUUUGAUCAGUUCAGUGCGGUGGAUUUCAGCGGCACAUUUUUCAUCAACACUGACAGAGAUGAUGACUAUGCUGGAUUUGUAUUUGGAUAUCAAUCAAGCAGCCGAUUUUAUGUGGUUAUGUGGAAGCAAGUAACUCAGACCUACUGGGACACGACACCUACUAAGGCUCAAGGAUAUUCUGGUCUUUCUAUCAAGGUUGUAAAUUCUACCACCGGACCUGGCGAACAUCUGCGCAAUGCUCUCUGGCACACAGGAAAUACUCCGGGACAGGUUCGUACAUUGUGGCAUGACCCACGUCAUAUAGGAUGGAAAGAUUUCACAGCUUACAGAUGGCACUUGACUCACAGACCAAAGACUGGCUUUAUUCGUGUGGUUAUGCAUGAAGGCAAAAAGGUCAUGGCUGACUCUGGACCAAUCUAUGAUAAAACAUAUGCUGGUGGAAGACUAGGCUUGUUUGUGUUCUCACAAGAGAUGGUGUUCUUUUCUGAUCUCAAGUAUGAGUGUAGAGACUCAUAAAUCUGGAUGCAUUUCAUUCAAUGAAUGUUAAGGAAACCUCAUAGCACCUUCAGAAAUGUUAGAUAUUUACUAUCACACAUACCAUUUCUACCUUUUUUUUGGGGGGGGGGACUUGAUCAACAAAAGUAUUUACAAAAAAAUUGCAAAAAGAUGUUUCUUGGGGUCAAACCUCGUGCUGGUUGGAGACCACCCGCAUGUAUAGUAACUGGAUACUCUUUCAUCUACUAGUAAAGAGCUUUUAUUAGAAAGCCAUAGGAAAAAUUAUGACUGUUAAUGAUAGCUUAGAAAACCAACAACUACAUAAAUGUAACUUCUUGGAACUCUUAGAUUUGUCAAUCAAGUGCAUAUAUUGAUCUCAUGUGUCAGGACAUCCAUCUCUACUAGUUUCCAAUGAAUUACCUAAAUGAUUUAUUUGGAACUGCUGUUUUUUUGUGAAAGAGAAAAUAUGCAAAAAUAUUUUAAGGAAAAUGUCCAUGCUAUUGGAAUUAUCAGUGUAUAACUAAGUAGCAUACAUAUGUAGCUAGAGCUGUCUUCAAAUUGAUGUAUCUGUGUGGAAUCCAGAUGCGGAGAACUGUUCUAGAUAACUGCCUAAAUUAAAUUGUUUUGUUUGUGAAAUAUGUGUGCAUGUAUGUGUGUGUGCAUAAUAGAAAGGUAACCUGUAUAUUUAACUGAGUUCGUAUGGAUGCAAAAUGCACUUGUUGCAGUUUUUGGCAAAAAUCUAUUUGCUCGAUAUAAUAAAGUAGUAAGAUCGACAAGGAUAUUAGCACUUGCAUACACAUAUAAAGAAUGGAACUUUUUACUUGUUAUUGGGGAAUAGACCUAGAAGUCCGAAAUAUUUCACUAGUCUGGUGACAAUAAUUUCAUAGCAGAAACUGAAAAAAAAAGUAAACAUUUUUUUUUUUCUAGUUCAACUAUACAUGAGACUGAAUAAUGUAAUCAUUCCACUGUGUGGUUUAGAAAGGCUGUACUUACAGGCAAUUACAAUCCAAGCUCAGAGCUCUUUUCUUUCUGAAGGCGAGACGGCUAAGCUAUGUUGAUCUUUGUAAGAACCAGAGGGAGAGCAAGGCAAGAGGGGUGGAGAGCUUAGAUACAGCUGUCUGCCUUUUGCUAAGCAUUUAAAUCUAAACCAUAUGUCCAUGUAAAACAAUUUUACAACCUACUUAAAUUUGUAUCAGGUAAAUAGUUCCUUUCUGCAAAGAAUUAUUACGUAAGGAAAUGCAAAGUUAAAACUUCACACACAAAUAUUACCUCAUUGAGUGAUUGAGUAAUAGAAAAUGUCUUUGAAGCAAGAGGAAAAAAAAUUGGAUACAUAUUUAACAAGCUUUUCAAGUCUACUGUAGUAUUAUUCGGUUCUGUAUAUAGUUACAAUGUGUAUCCCCAGGAAAGUAUUUUAAACUUUUUUUUUUUUAUAAAAAUGAUAUUGAUAUAUUUUCUAUAUUUUAGCAAUUUCAUUGCUUUUUUUUGUAUAAAUGAUUUUUUUAAAAUUGGUAUUGCAGUUUAGCAUACUGGGUACUGUUUGUAGAUAUGCUAUUUAAAUAAUUUAUCAGGAAUCUUCCUGUAGAAACUUUGCUCCUGUUUGUAUAAACUGUUUUGCACUUGAAAGAGCUUUGCAAUACCUUCUACAGAUGUCGGAUUUAUUCACAUGUACCUUUUUGUUUUUAGAAAAAGAAAGAGAAAAUGCUUUUUGUACACAUUUUAAUGUUAGUUUUGACUUUUUUUAAAAAUAAAAUAAACCAAUAAUGUAAAUUGUACAGCAAAAUGCUGUUGCACAUGAAACAUUAAAUAAAAUAUAAAAUUGAUAUAUUCAAA
Spea bombifrons (plains spadefoot toad) is the source of this 5602-nucleotide messenger RNA. RefSeq names its product thrombospondin 1 (gene THBS1). The coding region runs from base 221 to 3793 and encodes 1190 amino acids. Gene Ontology annotation, molecular function: protein binding; calcium ion binding. Lineage: Eukaryota; Metazoa; Chordata; Amphibia; Anura; Pelobatidae. The transcript is spliced from 21 exons. The record is from RefSeq and is a predicted model, not a curated record. Gene Ontology annotation, biological process: negative regulation of angiogenesis; cell adhesion. Gene Ontology annotation, cellular component: extracellular region.